Molecule: messenger RNA, 1461 nt
Organism: Anthostomella pinea
Lineage: Eukaryota; Fungi; Ascomycota; Sordariomycetes; Xylariales; Xylariaceae
Source: the annotation of a GenBank genome assembly
AUGGCUGCCAACGGUGACAAUGGAGCUACCUACGCUCUCUCCCAGGAGCACAAGGAUAUGCUCGAGAAGUCUCUCGUCGAUUCCGACCCUGAGGUCGCUGAGAUCAUGAAAAAAGAGAUCCAACGCCAGCGAGAGUCCAUCAUCCUCAUUGCUUCCGAAAAUGUCACCUCCCGCGCCGUCUUCGAUGCCCUAGGCUCGCCCAUGUCCAACAAGUACUCCGAGGGAUACCCCGGCGCACGAUACUACGGUGGCAACCAGCACAUCGACGAGAUCGAGCUGUUGUGUCAGAAGCGAGCUCUCGAGGCUUUCCACUGCGAUCCCGAGAAGUGGGGUGUCAAUGUCCAAUGCCUGAGUGGCAGCCCUGCCAACCUGCAGGUCUACCAGGCUAUUAUGCCUCCUGGAGGACGUCUGAUGGGUCUGGAUCUCCCUCAUGGUGGCCACUUGAGUCACGGAUACCAGAUUCCUUCCAAGAAGAUCUCGGCUGUCUCGACCUACUUCGAGACCAUGCCCUACCGAGUCAACCUCGAGACCGGUAUCAUUGACUACGACAGACUCGAGGAGAAUGCUCAGCUAUACCGCCCCAAGAUCCUUGUCGCCGGUACAUCCGCUUACUGCCGUGAGAUUGACUACGCGCGCAUGCGCAAGAUUGCCGACUCAGUCGGUGCUUACCUCGUUGUCGACAUGGCUCACAUCUCGGGUCUGAUCGCCUCUGAGGCUAUCCAAUCACCUUUCCCCCAGGCUGAUGUCGUCACCACCACCACCCACAAGUCUCUCCGUGGCCCCCGUGGCGCCAUGAUCUUCUUCCGCAAGGGUGUCCGCAGCACGGAUGCCAAGGGCAAGCAGACCAUGUACGACCUGGAGCAGGCCAUCAACUUUUCCGUCUUCCCUGGUCACCAGGGUGGUCCCCACAACCACACCAUCACAGCUUUGACUGUCGCCCUGAAGCAAGCCGCUACCCCUGAAUUCAAGGCCUAUCAGAAGCAGGUUGUGGCUAAUGCCAAGGCGUUGGAGCACAAGUUCAAGGCUCUGGACUACAAGCUGGUCUCGGACGGCACUGACUCACACAUGGUCCUCAUGGACCUGAGAGCACAGGCUCUGGAUGGCGCACGUGUCGAGGCCGUUCUCGAGCAGAUCAACAUUGCUUGCAACAAGAACAGUAUCCCAGGUGACAGGUCUGCUCUCACGCCCUGUGGUAUUCGUAUUGGUACCCCUGCCAUGACGUCGCGUGGUUUCGGCGAGAAGGAUUUCGAGCGUGUUGCCGACUACAUCGACCAGAGCAUCAAGAUCUGCAAGGAGGUCCAAGGUGCUCUGCCCAAGGAGGCCAACAAGCUCAAGGACUUCAAGGCCAAGGUCGCCAGUGGCGAAGUUACCAAGAUCAACGACCUGAAGAAGGAGAUCUCUGCUUGGUGCCACACAUUCCCUCUGCCCGUCGAGGGGUGGAGAGUUGAUGCUGGUAUCUAA